AUGUCACCCUUUGCAUCUGUCAUUCUUCCUUACUGUGUAUCCGCUCCGCCCGCAGUCCUGCAGGCCAUACAGGCGCUGGCCGCCUGUCACUGGUCCCAAAGCGAUCCAAGGUAUAGCGAACUUUCUCUGCGACUGAAGGCUCGGGUCUUGAACCAUCUUCGACAUCGCCUCAAUACGCAUCCCAAGGAUAUAGUCACAGAAGACCCCGAAAUCCUGGUUAUCAUGAUGUUCUUGUGCUUAUAUGAUAUUGUUGAUGACUGCAACCAGCAGUGGAUCAUACAUCUCCAAGGAGCAAAAGAUAUCAUUCGACUACGCCGGCGACAGCAAAUCGCGUUGAAAGGGGCCAAUCAAGAUGUACAGCAAGACGCAGUAUCAUCUUUCACUGAGCUUUUCUUUGCUUUUCAGGAUGUUAUGGGGCGAACUGCCUGUGGAAAGGCGGAGCUUUUCGGGUCAACCUAUUGGCGGGACGAAGACAUAACCAUAAAUACCUGGAUGGGCUGCAGUCCUGCUCUUGUAUCUAUUCUUUUCUCGAUCAUGGAUCUGAGUCGGUCUAGACGGCAAGUCAUCUCCGAAGAAGGUCACGAAACGUUCAACGCCAGAGCCGCCAGUCUGAUCAACAGACUGAAAGGUAUCAAGCAGGAGUCGCAAAUCGAUGGCGACAACCAAGUAAUCCAGAGAAUUGCCGAGCUGAAAAGAGUGACUUCUAUUGUCUAUCUGAACUGCGCAUUGUAUGGUUUGACACCAUCCGACUCCAUCACCAAGACCUACAUCCGCAGGAUAUUGAAAGAUAUUGUCGAGUUACUUGCAAUGGAACCAUCCUGUCAGGUCGUCUGGCCUCUUUUCGUCGCUGCUGUGGAACUUGAUCCUCUCGACUUUGCAAUCAUGCUAGAUCCGGAUACCGGGAAGAUGACGGACGGACGAAGACUUGUCUUGGAAUUACUCAUGAAGAUGAGCAAAAGCAGUGUUUCUAGUGUAACUCGAGCGCGUGUGGUUAUCGAGCAGGUGUGGAAAUCUCGCGACUUUUGUUUGUCGAAGUCUUCCCGGGAAAGGUCACCAGCGUCUAUCACGGAUCUGAAUGACUGGGAAGAAUAUGUUAUGCCUGUUAGUGAUGCUUUGAGUUUAGCGUAA
Molecule: messenger RNA, 1128 nt
Organism: Aspergillus tubingensis
Lineage: Eukaryota; Fungi; Ascomycota; Eurotiomycetes; Eurotiales; Aspergillaceae
Product: fungal specific transcription factor domain-containing protein
Exons: 1
Coding region: 1-1128 (375 amino acids)
Biological process (GO): positive regulation of transcription by RNA polymerase II
Cellular component (GO): nucleus
Molecular function (GO): DNA-binding transcription factor activity; transcription cis-regulatory region binding
Source: RefSeq, a predicted model, not a curated record